Cercocebus atys (sooty mangabey) is the source of this 9332-nucleotide messenger RNA. RefSeq names its product kinesin family member 13B (gene KIF13B). Gene Ontology annotation, biological process: microtubule-based movement; regulation of protein localization. The record is from RefSeq and is a predicted model, not a curated record. The transcript has 40 exons. The coding region runs from base 82 to 5472 and encodes 1796 amino acids. Gene Ontology annotation, cellular component: adherens junction. Gene Ontology annotation, molecular function: cell adhesion molecule binding; microtubule binding; microtubule motor activity. Lineage: Eukaryota; Metazoa; Chordata; Mammalia; Primates; Cercopithecidae.
CCCCUCCCGCCGGGUCAGCCCCGAAGAGUCGCCGGUGGCCGCGGCAGACGGAAGCAGAACGAGUGCCUCGGCGGCCGCAGGAUGGGGGACUCCAAAGUGAAAGUGGCGGUGCGGAUCCGACCCAUGAACCGGCGAGAGAUUGACUUGCAUACCAAAUGUGUGGUGGAUGUGGAUGCAAACAAGGUUAUUCUUAGUCCUGUAAAUACGAAUCUUUCCAAAGGAGAUGCCCGGGGCCAGACGAAGGUGUUUGCUUAUGAUCAUUGUUUUUGGUCUAUGGAUGAAUCUGUCAAAGAAAAGUAUGCAGGUCAAGAUAUUGUUUUCAAGUGCCUUGGGGAGAAUAUCCUGCAGAAUGCUUUUGAUGGCUACAAUGCAUGUAUCUUUGCCUAUGGACAGACUGGAUCUGGAAAAUCUUACACCAUGAUGGGCACAGCUGACCAACCUGGAUUAAUCCCAAGACUUUGCAGUGGACUCUUUGAACGAACUCAGAAAGAGGAAAAUGAAGAACAGAGUUUUAAAGUAGAAGUGUCCUACAUGGAAAUUUAUAAUGAAAAAGUUCGAGACCUCCUUGAUCCCAAAGGAAGCCGUCAGACGUUGAAAGUCAGAGAGCAUAGUGUGUUGGGGCCUUAUGUCGAUGGACUUUCUAAACUGGCUGUCACAAGCUACAAGGAUAUCGAGUCGUUGAUGUCUGAGGGUAACAAAUCUCGCACAGUUGCUGCAACCAACAUGAACGAGGAGAGUAGCCGAUCCCAUGCAGUUUUCAAAAUCACCCUCACACAUACUCUCUACGAUGUGAAGUCUGGGACAUCUGGAGAGAAAGUGGGCAAACUGAGCCUGGUGGAUUUAGCUGGCAGUGAACGAGCAACGAAGACGGGCGCUGCAGGGGACAGGCUGAAGGAAGGGAGCAACAUUAACAAGUCCCUCACAACCCUCGGUCUGGUUAUCUCAGCUCUUGCAGAUCAGAGUGCUGGCAAAAACAAGAAUAAAUUUGUUCCAUAUCGUGACUCAGUUCUCACUUGGCUGCUCAAAGACAGCCUUGGGGGUAACAGCAAGACUGCCAUGGUGGCUACUGUGAGUCCUGCAGCUGAUAACUAUGAUGAAACCCUCUCAACUCUGCGGUAUGCAGAUCGAGCCAAGCACAUUGUUAACCACGCUGUGGUGAACGAGGACCCUAAUGCCCGAAUUAUCCGGGAUCUCCGGGAAGAAGUUGAGAAACUCCGGGAGCAGCUGACCAAAGCAGAGGCAAUGAAAUCUCCAGAGCUAAAGGACCGGCUGGAAGAAUCUGAGAAGCUAAUCCAGGAAAUGACUGUGACCUGGGAGGAGAAAUUAAGGAAAACGGAGGAGAUUGCACAGGAACGACAGAAACAGCUUGAGAGUCUUGGAAUAUCUCUUCAGUCUUCGGGAAUCAAAGUUGGGGAUGAUAAAUGCUUCCUGGUGAAUCUGAAUGCUGACCCAGCUCUGAAUGAGCUUCUGGUCUACUACUUAAAGGAACAUACAUUGAUAGGGUCAGCAGAUUCCCAAGAUAUCCAACUGUGCGGCAUGGGAAUUCUUCCUGAACACUGCAUUAUAGACAUCACAUCAGAAGGCCAGGUCAUGCUGACUCCUCAGAAGAACACCAGAACAUUUGUGAAUGGGUCAUCUGUCUCCAGUCCAAUACAGUUACACCAUGGGGACAGGAUAUUAUGGGGAAACAACCAUUUCUUCAGACUCAAUUUGCCUAAAAAGAAAAAGAAAGCAGAACGAGAGAAUGAGGACCAUGAUCCCUCCAUGAAGAAUGAAAACAGUUCUGAGCAGCUGGAUGUAGACGGAGACUCCUCCAGCGAGGUGUCCAGUGAAAUUAACUUUAAUUACGAAUAUGCACAGAUGGAGGUCACCAUGAAGGCCCUGGGCAGCAAUGAUCCAAUGCAGUCCAUAUUAAACAGCCUAGAACAACAGCAUGAAGAAGAAAAACGAUCCGCACUGGAGCGCCAGAGGCUUAUGUAUGAGCACGAAUUGGAGCAGCUCCGGAGAAGGCUGUCUCCUGAGAAGCAGAACUGCCGGAGCAUGGACAGGUUUUCUUUCCACUCGCCCAGCGCUCAGCAGCGCUUGAGACAGUGGGCUGAGGAGAGAGAAGCAACGUUGAAUAACAGCCUGAUGAGGCUGAGGGAACAAAUUGUUAAGGCCAAUCUAUUGGUGAGAGAAGCUAAUUACAUUGCUGAGGAGCUGGAUAAAAGAACAGAAUACAAAGUUACCCUACAGAUUCCAGCCUCCAGCCUGGAUGCCAACAGGAAGCGAGGCUCUCUUCUUAGUGAGCCUGCAAUCCAGGUGAGAAGAAAAGGAAAAGGGAAGCAGAUUUGGUCUUUGGAAAAACUGGACAACAGGUUGUUGGAUAUGAGAGACCUUUAUCAGGAGUGGAAAGAGUGUGAAGAAGAUAACCCAGUCAUACGAUCAUACUUCAAACGUGCUGAUCCAUUCUAUGAUGAGCAGGAAAAUCACAGUCUGAUUGGGGUGGCCAAUGUCUUCCUCGAGUCCCUUUUCUAUGAUGUGAAGUUACAAUACGCUGUCCCCAUCAUCAACCAGAAAGGAGAGGUGGCAGGCCGGCUGCAUGUGGAGGUGAUGCGCAUCAGUGGUGAUGUCGGGGAAAGGAUCGCGGGAGGGGACGAGGCAACAGAGGUCUCCUUUGAGAAGGAGACCCAGGAGAACAAACUGGUGUGCAUGGUUAAAAUCCUCCAAGCUACUGGGUUGCCACAGCAUCUGUCCCACUUUGUGUUCUGCAAAUACAGCUUCUGGGAUCAACAGGAGCCGGUGAUUGUCGCUCCUGAAGUGGACACCUCCUCAUCUUCCGUCAGCAAGGAGCCGCACUGCAUGGUUGUCUUUGAUCAUUGCAAUGAGUUUUCUGUUAACAUCACUGAAGACUUUAUCGAGCAUCUUUCCGAAGGAGCAUUGGCAAUCGAAGUAUAUGGACAUAAGAUAAAUGAUCCCCGGAAAAACCCUGCCCUGUGGGAUUUGGGAAUCAUCCAAGCAAAGACACGUAGUCUUCGGGACAGAUGGAGUGAAGUGACCAGGAAAUUGGAAUUCUGGGUUCAAAUCUUGGAACAGAAUGAGAAUGGUGAAUACUGCCCUGUAGAAGUGAUUUCUGCUAAGGAUGUCCCAACAGGAGGAAUCUUCCAGCUUCGGCAGGGGCAGUCCCGGAGAGUUCAAGUCGAAGUGAAGUCAGUGCAGGAAUCUGGGACUUUACCACUGAUGGAAGAAUGUAUAUUGUCUGUUGGCAUUGGAUGUGUCAAAAUUAGACCGCUCAGAACCCCCAGAAUGCAUGAGAUCUUCCAUGAGGAAGAGGAAGACAUGGACAGCUACCAGGAUCGAGAUUUAGAGAGACUUCGUAGAAAAUGGCUAAAUGCAUUAACAAAACGUCAGGAGUACUUGGAUCAACAAUUGCAAAAGCUUGUCAGUAAACGUGAUAAAACAGAGGAUGAUGCUGACCGCGAAGCGCAGCUUCUGGAGAUGCGGCUGACCUUAACUGAGGAGAGGAACGCGGUGAUGGUCCCCUCUGCUGGCAGUGGUAUUCCAGGGGCCCCAGCAGAAUGGACCCCAGUGCCUGGGAUGGAGACACACAUUCCUGUUAUAUUCCUGGACUUAAACGCUGAUGAUUUCAGCUCUCAGGAUAAUCUUGAUGACCCAGAAGCUGGUGGAUGGGAUGCGACCUUGACUGGGGAAGAAGAAGAGGAGUUCUUUGAACUGCAGAUUGUGAAACAGCAUGAUGGGGAGGCGAAAGCAGAAGCCUCCUGGGACUCCGCGGUGCACGGCUGCCCUCAGCUCAGCAAAGGCACGCCCACGGACGAGCGGUUGUUUCUGAUCGUGCGCGUGACGGUCCAGCUCAGCCACCCGGCUGACAUGCAACUGGUGUUACGCAAGAGAAUCUGUGUCAAUGUUCAUGGCCGGCAGGGUUUUGCACAGAGUCUCCUAAAAAAGAUGUCUCAUCGAAGUUCUAUUCCUGGCUGUGGAGUGACUUUUGAAAUUGUCUCCAAUAUUCCAGAGGAUGCCCAGGGAGUGGAGGAACGGGAAGCAUUAGCAAGAAUGGCAGCCAAUGUUGAAAAUCCAGCUUCUGCUGACUCGGAGGCUUAUAUUGAAAAGUACCUCAGGAGCGUGCUGGCUGUAGAAAACCUCCUGACUUUAGAUCGUCUGCGCCAGGAAGUUGCAGUGAAGGAACAGUUAACAGGAAAAGGGAAGUUGAGCAGGAGGAGUAUCAGUUCUCCAAAUGUGAACAGAGUGAGUGUGUGGAACCAAGCUCUGUGCUGUGCCUGGGACUUCUCUCCUCUCCUCUUUUCUUGGUUGUCUGGAAGCCGACAAGAUCUCAUUCCAUCAUACAGUCUAGGCAGCAACAAGGGCCGGUGGGAAAGUCAGCAGGAUGUAUCCCAAACCACAGUUUCCAGAGGAAUAGCUCCUGCUCCUGCGCUCUCUGUUUCUCCCCAAAAUAAUCAUUCUCCAGAUCCAGGACUAAGUAACCUCGCAGCAUCCUACUUGAAUCCUGUCAAAUCCUUCGUGCCACAGAUGCCAAAGCUCCUCAAGUCUCUCUUUCCUGUCCGCGAUGAGAAGAGGGGCAAGCGGCCAUCUCCGCUCGCACACCAGCCCGUGCCCCGCAUCAUGGUGCAGGCAGCCGGCCCGGACGUCAGGGUGACCAGGAUGGAGGAGGCUCAGCCAGAGAUGGGCGCUGACGUGCUGGUGCAGACGAUGGGGGCCCCAGUCUUGAAGAUCUGCGACAAACCCGCCAAAGUGCCUUCCCCACCGCCUGUCAUAGCUGUCACAGCGGUCACUCCGGCCCCGGAGGCACAGGACGGGCCCCCCAGCCCCCUGAGUGAAGCCUCUAGCGGCUACUUCUCCCACAGCGUCUCCACCGCGACCCUGUCGGACGCCCUGGGCCCAGGCCUGGACGCUGCGGCCCCGCCCGGUUCCAUGCCCACCGCCCCUGAGGCCGAGCCCCAGGCGCCCAUCGGCCGCCCCCCGCCGCCCACGGCCGCCUCUGCCGAGGAGCCCCCUGGCCCCCAGCAGCUCGUGAGCCCCGGCCAGGAGCGCCCGGACCUCGAGGCCCCGGCGCCCGGCUCCCCCUUCCGCAUCCGGAGGGUGCGGGCCUCGGAGCUGCGCUCCUUCUCGCGCAUGCUGGCCGGGGACCCCGGCUGCUCCCCAGGGGCUGAGGGGGACGCGUCGGCCACGGGCGCUGGGGGGCAGGCCCUGGCCUCUGAUUCCGAGGAAGCUGAGGAGGUCCCAGAGUGGCUCCGAGAGGGCGAGUUCGUCACCGUGGGCGCCCACAAAACAGGCGUGGUGAGAUACGUGGGGCCCGCUGACUUCCAGGAGGGCACGUGGGUCGGCGUGGAGCUCGACCUGCCCUCAGAGCAUCUCUGCUUUGCGCUUGGAGGAGGCUCUUCCCCACCCCAUGCGGACACAUCUCGCUGGCCUCUGACUCGCCGUCAUUUGGCAGUUUUGCCAGUUUCCACUUCAUAGAUUCAGCAAAAGAACCAUUCUCCCGCCACCCAGCCCAGGCCUGGGUCCAGAUGGAGAAGGGUCUGUUCCCCCACGGGUCGGACCAGCUGUGCCUUAGUGGCUGACCUGUACCUGCGUUUCCGCAAGGCACUCCCCAGGGCCUGUCACCUCCUACCUGAAGCUGCAGGAUGGGCUGUGCAUCCUUGGUCACCACUGCUCACUGUCGUGGGAGGCGGUCACUCCGUGCCCUGGCCACAUUCACUUAGCCAGUCCCUGCCAGACAAUGGCCAGUGUCUGAGUGCUGACUGUGCAGGGCCUGUGCCAGGGGGGUGGCAGUGUGGGCACAUGGCCUCUGCAGAGGUGAGGGAGGUGUAGGGGGGAGUCUGCAGCUGGGCUGCCCUCCAUGUCACCCUCUCCUUCCCCCACAGGUAAGAAUGACGGUUCCAUCGGCGGGAAGCAGUACUUCAGGUGUAACCCCGGCUACGGGCUGCUGGUCAGGCCCAACCGGGUCCGCAGAGCCACGGGCCCCGUGCGGCGGCGCAGCACAGGGCUCCGGCUGGGUGUCUCAGAGGCCCGCCGGAGCGCCACUCUCUCAGGCUCCGCCACCAACCUGGCCUCACUGACAGCUGCCCUGGCCAACGCCGACAGGAGCCACAAGAACCCUGAGAACCGGAAAUCCUGGGCCAACUGAGCCGCUGCCUCAGGGCGAACUCUUCUUGGGGUGCCCAGCCCCUUUUGAGCCCUGCCAGUGACAGCCCUGGGGAGCCAGGAGCCUGGUGGCCUCUUCCCCAGGGGCGGGGCAAUGAAUGCUUUUUGCACGACACAGAGCUGGUGACCUCCCUGGGCCUCUGGAAGCUUUGUUUCUUCUCUACCUGGGGAAAGUGGGGGCCUCAGCUAUACCUCCUCAAGUAGGAUGGAAGGUUCUGGGUGCCCGCAGGGGCUGGGGGAUGCUAGGACUGAGGCCCUGGGUGGUGCAGCACCUGGCCAUCUUGCUGUGUGCCUGUGCCUGGGGCCUUAUGUUGCUCUUUCUAUCAUUUCCAUUCUGGUGGCCCCACUAAUGUCUUAACCUAAACCAUAGUUGUAACCAGUGCCUUUCCUCCCCACUGGAGGGCAAGCCCCCCCCGCCACCCAGGAUGUCCUGGCUCACUCCUCAAGCCCCCCAGCCUCCCACCCUGGUCCCAGGUUCCUGCAAGUGCCUCUGGGGACCCCCCAGCCUCCCACCCUGGUCCCAGGUUCCACAAGUGCCUCUGGAGGGCCCUGGGCUCUGGCAGAUGGCCCUGGUGCCCCAGGCGGGGGCCGAGGGCCUGAGCCCCCCAUCCCUCCUCUGCCAGGGUUUCUUAGUUCUUUCUUUGUGGGUGUUUUGGCAUCUUUACACCUGGAAAGUCUCUUAUGUUUGCCGUUUAUUCCCUUCACAGAAGGCUUGGAAUGUAUUUAUUUAUAUUUAUUUUUUCAAAAUCCGAAAUCAUUUGCGAGCCGCAAUCGUCGUCUGCCUGUGUAUGGGGGCCCAGGGCCUGCCUUGCACGUUGCGGCCUCUCUGGCCAUUGCAGAGCUGCUGGCCUCCUGCCUGGGUGGAGGGUCCUGGGGGCAGCAGAGGAUAAAGCCCCCUCCUCACGUCACUCUAUUGCGGAUCCACAGUGGCCUUACUCUUAACUUGGAUGAAAGCAAAAACCUGGGAGAAUGAUGUGCUUCUGUAGUCGGUGACAAAGGAAGAGGCAUUGCUACUUUAUUUGGUGCACUUUUGGUUUCUAGGAAGGUCUUUGGAUCAUUUUAACUUCUUGGCAACUCCCAGACCCUGAGAGUGUAGGGCUGGGACUUGGCGGCUGGGCGGGUACAGGGAGUGUGCCUGGUUUGUCUCCGGACCCUGGCAGCAGCUGCGCCCCCAGGCCCACUGUGCAUGGUGCGGGCGACACAGCCGGAAGCUUCCAGGGUGGCCUCCACCUCCUUGCUGGGGCACUUCUGCUCCUGGAGCCUUUGGUGGCAGGUUUGUGGGGUGGCGGUUAGUGUCUGUGUGUGGAAGGCCACCAAUCUAGGGACAGGAGCCCUGGGUCAGGAUUCAUACAGCCACUCUUGGAGCUGGUUUCUAGUUCUCAUGUUUAGACAACACCUAGAAAGCGCUGUGGAAGACUCGUUCUCCAGGGUCUUGAAGCCUCCAACGGAGUGGCCUCCAUGGUGGGCCUGUCCCAGCCCUGGCUGCGAGGACAGGUUGUCUUUUUCUCCCCAGUUGCUGUGAGGGACACGAAGGCCGAGGCCCCUGCGGGGAGGCACUCCCUGCAGGGCUCUCCCUGUUCUUAGCCAGAGUUUCGAGGGAACCCUGUGGCACCUGUCCCUGGAUGAAGAGCUGUCACCUCUGCCUUGCCCUUUAACUCAACCCGCUUCCCAGCACAGCAGCUUUCUUUUUAAAACCCGUUUCACUGAGAAGUUGAUUUCUGGGUCUGCUGGUGUCACUGUGGCCUGGGUGAGAGGCCGGCACUGCUGCUGCCCUGAGGGGGAGCCCCUGGGCCGUGUAGUGGGGACGCUCUGGGAAUGGCGGUUGGGCAGUGUGGGUGGGACCUGGAACUUCGUGGUGGCUGAGCCAUCCACCCAGCAGUGGCCUCCUGUGGCACCGUCUCGGGAAAGUCCUGGGGGACGGGUGUGCCGUGCUUUUUGCCAUCGGUUUGACUCACAGUGGAGUAGAACGAGCCAGAGUUCCUGAUUGGAUCAGGUGGACUUGGGCCCAGGCUCUGUUCACUCUUGCUUCUCGGUGCAGACUAAUGUCAGCUUGUGGCUGGGAAAGAGGGACGUGCAGCGCCGUGGUCGCUAAGGCAUUGAGCCCCGCCAACCCGGGCCAGCGAUGGCAGGAGGUGUGGUCUCGAGAGUGGCGGGCCAGGACGGGGUGGCCUCCGUCUUCUAGUCUGCACUUCUUGCCUCCCUGACCAGCAGACUCUCCUCCCAAGAAUGCCUGCCCGCCUACCCGCCUUAGGACUCCUGAAGCGCUCCUGGAAGGCCCCAGGAGUGGCACCUUAGUGCGGGUUGGCCCGCAGAUGGCACCCGAGGUCGGGAAGGGCAGUAACCGCACACACGGUGCUGUCAGAGAUGGGGAUGGGAGAUGCUUCUGGGGGCUCUGCCUCCCCACUGCGUGCCUAGAACGUCCCUGGCCCUGCCCCGCCACUUCCCUUGGGCCCUUGUGAAGGACGGAGGCUCCAGGGUGAGAAGGCUCACUUCUGCCCAGGGCCCUGUGUCCGGCAGCAGAGGGGACGGGGGCAGGCGUGUGACUGGAGUCCCGGGUGCUCAGGCCUGACCAGAGGGAGUGGGAGGGCGGAGCUGAGGAGGGGAAGGUGUUUCUGGUCCCACCAAGGUGGGCCUUGUGUGUUCAAUAAGAGAACGGAGCUGGGACGGUGACCGGUGGAGGUGUUCAGAUCCCCCCGUUACUUCCUAGCAUUUUCUCCUCUUGCCUCAAAAGUUCCCUGUAUGUGAAACAGGAAGUCCUGAGUGUGUGUGUGUGGCUGUGUGCACGCACACAAGACGGGAGUGACCCUGUGCUUCCUGCCCAAGAUACUGACCCAUUGAACCCCAAAGCAUCUUUCUCCGCAGAGUCCACGGUGCCUUCCUGGUGGGCUGCUGAUACUAAUGGUGUUGGGGGGUCUUAGAACAGCUUCUCUAUGUGUGGAUUCGUGUAAAUGCGAGGAGUUCACAUAUAAAGAAGUGACUUUGAUUUUGGGAUUAUAUUGAUUUGGUACACAGUAAAUGGGAGUUUAAAAAAUCCAAAGACUGUAAUGACUUGUAAAGACUCUAAUGAUUUGUAUCAUGUAAUGAACUAAACCACCUGUAAUUUUGUACAAUAUAUGUCUUUCCAUCAAAUGACCAACAGCUUCUCAAUAAAACCAGAUGAUUUCUCACCUGCA